Nicotiana tabacum (common tobacco) is the source of this 2885-nucleotide messenger RNA. NCBI's taxonomy places the organism in Eukaryota, Viridiplantae, Streptophyta, Magnoliopsida, Solanales, Solanaceae. The record is from RefSeq and is a predicted model, not a curated record.
CACAGUUCACUCUUUUCUUCACUUCAGAGCCGCGUCCAAACUCGCCAAAUUUCAGGCGAGUGAGCUCAAAUUCACCCCACGCACCCCCCAUCUCUCCACGUCACCUAAUAUUCUAACGGCCUCUGACAGAUUUUCGUCUCUCAUGUGCUUUCUUGAGAAUGAAUUCCGAAAAAUGGGGACCGUGGAUUCAUUUUGAAUCGAUCCCCUCUCUCCAUCUGUCUGGAUUCGUUCUAGAGAGGAAUAUUUUCGGAUUUUGAGGAAGCUUCUAGGUUUGGGUAUAAAAGGGGUGCUCUGAACAGAUUGAGGGGGGGGGAUUUUUGGAGAGAUUUUUCAAAGAGGUUUUUUUCGGAGGAGGGAGAGUUUUUCAGAGGAUUUUUCAGAAAUUAGGGAGGAACGUUUUUUCAGAAACUUGAGAAGUUUCAAGAGGGUCUUCAUCUGAACUUCUGAUUUGUUUAAUUUCAUUUCUUUAAAUUUCAGAAUCAAAAAAUAAAAAUAUAUAUAGUUCAGUCUUCUUCAGUUUAUUUUUUCGAAAUUUUGGUUUUCAACAUGGAAAUUGAUUGAGCCGGAAAUCAAGUUCGACAUUCAAGUUCGGUUGCUGAUUUGUUUCCUGUUCGUCAGCUGUUGUUGCUUCAAGUAUCCAUUGCUGGAUUUAGCUGAGUUUAAGUGAAUAAUUUCACAAAUUUCAGGUACAAAUGAAUACUGUCCAGGAAUCAUCGCAAUCUAUCAUAGAACGGUCUCGGUUGCAGCUUCGCAGGUGGUGGGAUGAUUUAGAUGAAGAUGGCCGAGGUUGGGUGAAAGAACAAUUGGGCUCCCUGAUAGACAUCAUGUACAUCAAACCCCGGGAGGAUUUAAUCGAAGCCUUGGUAGCCUUUUGGGACCCCGUCCACAAUGUGUUCUAUUUCUCAGAUUUUGAGCUCAACUCCACUUUGGAAGAAAUAUCCGGGUAUAUUGAUUUUGGCCAAGAGUUAAGAAAGCAGCAACUCAUAUUCCCCAGGGCUCCCUCGGUGCACAAGUUCUUCGAUCUUCUGAAUAUCAGCAAACAAAUGAACAAGGCCUACGUGAGUAAAGGGUGUUGUUCUUUCUGUUUCUUGUAUUACAGGUUCGGGCACUCAGCUGGGUUUGAAACACAUGAAAAGGGGUUGAAUAACAGACAAGACAAGAGCAUAUGGCAAAUCCAUCAUCGAUUUACUUUCAUCGUGGCAUUUCUAGGGGUCAUGAUCUUUCUGAAUGCGGAGGGCACUAUAGACGUUCGUAUGGCCAGAAUCGCACAGGUCCUCAUCGACAAAAAAGAUCACACACUUGUCCCAUUAGUGCUGGCAGACAUUUACUGGGCAUUAACCUUGUGCAAAUCUGGGGCUCAAUUUUUCGAAGGUUGUCAAGUUCUUCAUCAAAUGUGGAUGAUCGAACACCUUUGUUGUCAUCCUAAGUUCAUGAGAUAUGCUUCGGACAGGAACAAUUUCAUCAAAAAGUAUGAGGAAAGGGUGGAAGACUACAAACCGCCCGAAGGGUUUGAAGCUUGGGUUUCCUAUUUGAGAAAAUUGAGAGCAAAUCAAAUUGAAUGGACCAUAGGAUGGCUCCCAGAAACAAAAGUCAUAUACAUGACCGCUUCAAAGGGCUACUUUAUGAUGAUGGGAGUGAGAAGUAUACAACCAUAUGCACCACAAAGUGUUCUGAGAUAACUAGGAAGAUAUCAGGUGAUACCCGAAGAGGCAGAUCUAAGCACCCAAGUCAUUGAAUUAAACCCAGAAGCAACGCUACCCGAGGCUUUAGUUCAAAGGGAAUGGAAUGGCUGUCAGUAUCUAAAAAGUGACACCCAGGUACCAGACCCAUCUAAGGGCGAAGUUGAUCCCAAUUAUGCUACUUGGUUUGAAAGAAGCUUUUAUGUGAACAAGAGCCGAAGCCCGAACCCGAGAGGCCCGCUAAAAGGCCUUAUGUUCAAGCCUUUGAUGACAAAAUUCAGGAAAGAUUAGCUUGGGGGGAAAGGAAAAGAAAUAUCAAGCCAGCAUUCACGUUUUGCGAGAAGAGUUGAGAAAUGUCACCUUCAACAAUGAUCUACAGGCGCAAGAGGCCGAGGGUGAGAGGAAAAGGUUAGUUCAAGAAAAUGAAGCUCUCAGAGCCCAGGUUCGACAGCUGAGAAUAGCAGCCGAGAAUCCAAGCAGAAGCAGGAAAGAAGAAAGGCUCAUUUACAACCUUACCCAAAAUGUGCGUGACUGUGAAGAUGACCUACAGAAAGCCGAGUCUGAACUAGCCAAAGUACGAACAAAGUUGGCUAAAAAUGCAGAGUGGUGUGAAGCUUUCGUUCAAUAGAUGAAAUAAAGAUAUGAAAGAGGGGUCACAGGUUGGGAAAAGGAGAUUAGCAACCUUGAAAGUAAUAUGGCUAAACAAGCCAAGAGUUUCAAAGCCGAGAGAGAACAUUGCUAUGCUUUGAUGGCACAGUUAGAGGGAGACCUACAACACUUGCAAGAGCAAAAUCAUACCGCAACCCAGAUAUUAGAGGCUAGAUCCCAGCACAUUGGGCAUUUGUUGCAAGAAAAGGGCAUCAUAAGGGAAAGGGUCAGAAGGAUCGCCGACUACAUCACGAUGAAAUGCAGUGAGUGCGAGGACAUGACUAGUUCCAUGUUUUUCGCCAUUGUAAUGACCUUUGUCCACUAGAUAAUAGAGGAUCUCUACCAUCUCUAAGGGGAUUUGGCGCGUAGCCCCGAGGCGAGACCGACUGAUGUCCCCCAGGCCCCAGGGGCAGUUGAGGCAUUGAUGUAUUCAUGAUUUUUACUUGAGUCUAUAUUUUCUUUUUGUUGGAGUCUGUUAGUCUAUUUUCGAGUCUGUAUUUUUAUCUUUCGGUUGGAGUCUAUUAGUUUCCCUUUUCGAGUCUAUUAGUUUUUAUGAUU